AUGUCUUCCUCUUCCACUAAAACUGAAGUGUCCCUCAAGCUUCUUAUUGAUACCAAGAAUGACAAAGUUUUGUUCGCCGAAGCAUCCAAAGAUGUUAUUGACUUUCUGUUCAAUUUGCUAUGCUUGCCAAUUGGUACUGUUGUUAAGCUCCUGAGUACUAAUGCCAUGGUUGGUAGCUUAGGUAAUCUGUACAUGAGUGUUGAAAACAUGAGUGAUAAUUACAUGCAGCCAAAUCAAAGUAAGGAUGUUUUGUUAAACCCAAAAUCUCAUAGCUCUUCAACUCAAAUAGCUGGCUUCAUUACCCACAACAAUGACAAUGAUGACCAUGAUGAUGGAACUAAUUUAUUCAUGUGUCCAAGUAAGUGUAAAUUUGAAGUGACCAAUGAUAACACUACUCACUGUUCCCGGUGCCAGCAAUUUCUGCACCAACCAGUCACUUAUAUACAAAGUGAUAAGGUUGCUCAAAAGAGUACUACCAUUAAGGGUGGUUUUGUGAAAGAUGUUAUAACCUUUAUGGUGAUGGAUGAUUUGGUCAUUGAGCCUAUGUCUACCAUAUCUAGCAUUACUCUCCUCAACAAAUUCAAUGUUAAAGAGAUUGGUACCUUGCAAGAAAAGGUGGUUGAAAUGGGGAUGGAUGAGGGUAUCAAGUUGCUUAAGGCUUCUCUUCAAACCAAAAUGGUUUUGACAACUGUUUUCAUCAACAAGGAAAAUUGA
This is a messenger RNA of Cicer arietinum (chickpea), 714 nucleotides long. RefSeq lists its product as uncharacterized. Lineage: Eukaryota; Viridiplantae; Streptophyta; Magnoliopsida; Fabales; Fabaceae. The record is from RefSeq and is a predicted model, not a curated record.